Messenger RNA from Aegilops tauschii subsp. strangulata, 593 nucleotides. Its product is annotated as SEED MATURATION PROTEIN 1. The record is from RefSeq and is a predicted model, not a curated record. Gene Ontology annotation, biological process: seed dormancy process. NCBI's taxonomy places the organism in Eukaryota, Viridiplantae, Streptophyta, Magnoliopsida, Poales, Poaceae.
ACGAGGCGUACACGGAUCGGAGAGGCAGAGACACACCCGCACCAGUCACUCAGCUCAUCCGUAGCGAGGCAUAUCAGCAAGAGCCAUGGCGACGAGCAAGGAAGACAUCAAGCACGGCACGGCCCAGGCGAGGUUGACCGUGGACGACGAGCUCAGGACCGGCUACUUCAACGGCACGCCGCUCGAGGGCGGCAAGAUCGCCGACUCCGACCCCGUCGACCUCUUCGCCCAGGCGCGACACGUCGCCGACGCCUCGCAGCAGCAGCCGCGGCGUGAUCUAGGGGAGGAGGAAGGGAGGAAGGCUGGGUCGGAGGAGCCGCGGGCGCAGGCGCGGCAGGGGAUGGGCGCCGGUGGACGUCAGCUUGGGCGCCAGUAGCUGGCUAGCUAGCCGUAGUACCACGUCGAUGUAGAGCUACCUAGAAAUAAAGUUGCCGAGGCCGCCGGCCGGCCGGACGGCCGAUGUUGUAUGUCGUAUGUAGUGUAUCACCGAGGUCAACCGUGUGAGAAGCACCACCUAGCUCUGCUUUUGUCAUAAGUUUCACCCUGCAUGCGCGGUGCUUUAGAAAAUAAAUGAACCAGUGUUGGUGCAUCAA